AUGAACUUCCAUGUGUUUGAAAAAGCGUCCCUUUCUCUUGCACCUGUCAACAUCUUCAAGGCUGGCGCUGAUGAAGAGAGAGCAGAGACAGCUCGUCUGUCUUCCUUUAUUGGUGCCAUUGCUAUUGGAGACUUGGUAAAGAGCACCUUGGGACCCAAAGGCAUGGAUAAAAUUCUUUUAAGCAGUGGACGAGAUGCCUCUCUUAUGGUGACCAAUGAUGGCGCAACUAUUCUAAAAAACAUUGGUGUUGAUAAUCCAGCAGCUAAAGUUUUAGUUGAUAUGUCACGGGUUCAGGAUGAUGAAGUUGGUGAUGGCACUACCUCUGUUACUGUUUUAGCAGCAGAAUUACUAAGGGAAGCAGAAUCUUUAAUUGCAAAAAAGAUUCAUCCUCAGACCAUCAUUGCCGGUUGGAGAGAAGCAACAAAGGCGGCAAGACAGGCUUUGUUGGAUUCUGCAGUUGAUCAUGGUUCUGAUGAAGAUAAAUUCCGCCAAGAUUUAAUGAACAUUGCAGGAACAACAUUAUCCUCAAAACUUCUUACUCAUCACAAAGAUCACUUUACUAAGUUAGCUGUAGAAGCUGUUCUCAGAUUGAAAGACUCUGGUAAUCUGGAGGCAAUUCAUGUCAUCAAGAAGCUAGGAGGAAGUCUGGUGGAUUCCUAUUUAGAUGAAGGCUUUCUGUUGGAUAAAAAAAUUGGAGUAAAUCAACCAAAGCGAAUUGAAAAUGCUAAAAUUCUUAUUGCAAAUACUGGUAUGGAUACAGACAAAAUAAAGAUAUUUGGUUCCCGUGUAAGAGUUGAUUCUACAGCAAAGGUUGCUGAAAUAGAACAAGCAGAAAAGGAAAAAAUGAAGGAGAAAGUUGAACGUAUUCUUAAGCAUGGGAUAAAUUGCUUUAUUAACAGGCAAUUAAUUUAUAAUUAUCCUGAACAGCUCUUUGGUGCUGCUGGUGUUAUGGCUAUUGAACAUGCAGAUUUUGCAGGUGUAGAACGCCUGGCUCUUGUCACAGGUGGUGAAAUUGCCUCUACCUUUGACCACCCAGAACUUGUGAAGCUUGGAAGUUGCAAGCUUAUUGAGGAAGUCAUGAUUGGAGAAGACACGCUCAUUCACUUUUCUGGGGUAGCCCUUGGUGAGGCUUGCACUAUUGUUCUUCGUGGUGCCACUCAACAAAUUUUAGAUGAAGCGGAAAGAUCUUUGCAUGAUGCUCUUUGUGUUCUUGCACAAACUGUGAAGGAUUCUAGAACAGUUUAUGGAGGAGGCUGUUCAGAGAUGCUGAUGGCUCAUGCUGUGUCACAGCUUGCCAAUAAAACACCAGGUAAAGAAGCUGUUGCAAUGGAGUCUUAUGCUAAAGCACUGAGAAUGUUGCCUACUAUUAUAGCUGACAACGCAGGCUAUGACAGUGCAGAUCUGGUGGCACAGCUCCGAGCUGCCCAUAGUGAAGGCAAUACAACUGCUGGACUGGAUAUGAAGGAAGGUACUAUUGGCAAUAUGGCAGUACUGGGCAUAACAGAAAGUUUCCAAGUGAAACGGCAAGUUCAUUUUAUCAUUUCUAAACGAUAA
Molecule: messenger RNA, 1554 nt
Organism: Myotis brandtii (Brandt's bat)
Lineage: Eukaryota; Metazoa; Chordata; Mammalia; Chiroptera; Vespertilionidae
Product: T-complex protein 1 subunit beta
Exons: 14
Coding region: 1-1554 (517 amino acids)
Biological process (GO): protein folding
Cellular component (GO): cytosol; chaperonin-containing T-complex
Molecular function (GO): ATP hydrolysis activity; ATP binding; ATP-dependent protein folding chaperone
Source: RefSeq, a predicted model, not a curated record